AAGGCUGUGAGGACUCAUGAACAACGGAAGCUCUCAAAGGCGAAUUCUGAUGCUAUGUGGACCGAUAUUGAGUCAGGACGCAUGAAGUACCUCAAAAUCAUCGAGUCGCUGUCUGAAAAACACAAUAUGUCAGUAGACUGGAUGUCAGGUCAGAUGUAUCUUGGCGGCAAGCUCCUAAAGAGAAACCGAACCGCCGGUGUUUUUAAUGCCUUUGUACGCAGAAAGAUGCGUGAAUGCAAGGAAAACGGUCUACCCAUGGGUCACGAUGCACUCGCACUUGUCACUAAGCAAGUCAGCGAGUCUGGUGAGUGGAAGAAUCUUGACUCCGAAGACGAAGACGACCUCCUGAAGGACAUGCAAGAUGAGAAGGAGAUGAAGGCUAAUAUUAAAGUUACUGGCCGUGAAGCAGGGAUUGACAUUGAGAACACACUGGCUCGUGUUCAGCCAGAGUUACUCGGCCUCGAGAAGCGUACUGGCUGUAAUAUAAUGUGGAUUCUUACCCGCGGCAAAAUCAGCAACUCCUUCGUUCCACGUAGCUACGCCUCCGAACCUCUACAAACAGCAUUCCUCCACCUGUACAAAUCAACCAUCGAGUCAGUGGGCAUGCAAACUGAUGCCUACAUCGCAUCAGGAGCUGCUGGUGUCGUCAAGAUAACAACAGGACGCAGCGCAACAAAGCUACGUGCACAAAUUCGGGAAGUGAUCCGGGUUGGCAUGCACGAAAUCUUAACUAAAAAGAGAGGUGUCUCCGAGGAUUCAGUCCCCAGUGUGGCUUACAACUCAUAUGAUGCCUUCAUCGUCAAAUGGGGGGUGGAACUGAGCGGCUGGACAGAGGGUGAAGUCAGGAACCCUGGUACCAUCACUUCAUCUAUCGGUCUUGCGCGUCUCCACGCUGCGCUCAAAAACAAUGAAUGCUAUUGGCACGAGCUUACUCCAGAUGAAUGGGAGGAAAAGAAGGAGUUGUUCGAGCAGCAAGUUCUCAAU
This is a messenger RNA of Suillus discolor, 984 nucleotides long. RefSeq lists its product as uncharacterized. The transcript is spliced from 5 exons. NCBI's taxonomy places the organism in Eukaryota, Fungi, Basidiomycota, Agaricomycetes, Boletales, Suillaceae. The annotation marks the transcript as partial. The record is from RefSeq and is a predicted model, not a curated record.